Cannabis sativa is the source of this 1144-nucleotide messenger RNA. RefSeq names its product E3 ubiquitin-protein ligase SGR9, amyloplastic. Gene Ontology annotation, cellular component: cytoplasm. The coding region runs from base 250 to 1047 and encodes 265 amino acids. Gene Ontology annotation, molecular function: ubiquitin protein ligase activity. The record is from RefSeq and is a predicted model, not a curated record. The transcript has a single exon. Lineage: Eukaryota; Viridiplantae; Streptophyta; Magnoliopsida; Rosales; Cannabaceae. Gene Ontology annotation, biological process: protein ubiquitination.
CUAAUUGUACAUCCCAUUACACACUCUCAUUGCAAUUGGUCACUACAAUAAAUAAAUCACCAAGCCCAAAUAAGUCGAUCCAAAAAAAAAAAAAAUCUACAAAAUACAUCCACGACCAUAAUAAUGAAAUUAUUAAUAAUUAGUACUAUUAUUCCUUUCCACAUUAAAAAAAAAAGUAUAAAAUUGAUGAAACGUCCCUCAUAAGUUAAUAACUUCAUAAUUCAUAAAACUCAAUACUGAUCACUAGAAAUGGAUGAGACCACCACCGCAAUCAUGGCAGCACUAGCGACACUCCCAGCUCCUCAACUCUCAAAUCUCACUCGCUCUAUCUUCUCUGAAACCCUUCUCCAGCGCCGUCGUCUCGCCGCCAUACUCUCAUCACCAACUCUUUUCUCUUUAACCCUCCACCGCCUUCAUCACCUCUCUCUCCAAGACAAGACUCUCCUCAUCGCUCGCUAUCUCCUCUCUUCUCUCCGCCACCUCACCCUCAAAACCACUAAUAACAAUACUUUUUCUCUCAGAACAAGAGACUACGACGCCGUUUUGCUACUCCUCCACUUAUGCGAAGUACGCCAGCACAACCCGGAAGCGCUCGAAACGUUGCCGUUCCACCACUGGCGACUAACCCUCCGCGGUCUCUACACCGAGACUCUCUUGUCGUUUGGCUCUGUAGGCAUUGGAGUCCACAACGGGUCGUUGUUGGUUCCUUACAUAGAAAUGGUUGCAAGGUGUUUGAGGUUCGUCGUUAUCGGUAGCGGUGGUGACGUGGCAGCCUCCGUGUCCGCGGUUGUGGCGCUGCCUUCUGUGACGGUGGUCGGUGGUGGCGUUGAGUGUGUGAUAUGUAAGGAGGAGAUGAGAGAAAGGAGAGAAGUGUGUGAGCUGCCGUGUCGACACGUGUAUCAUUGGAAGUGUAUCCUUCCUUGGUUUAAGAUGAGGAACACGUGUCCUUGCUGUAGGUUUCAGCUUCCUACCGAUGAUCUAUUUGGGGAGAUCCAACGGCUGUGGAGCCUCCUCCUCAAGAUGAGCGGGACUGGUUUCAAGGAAUGAUUUGGUUCGGCUUGACUUUAUUACACGUGGCAAAAUCAGAACGGGCGUAGAUAGUUCGAUGAGAUCAAUGGUCUUAAAUUGAAUGACUUGAUAUUGA